Galeopterus variegatus (Sunda flying lemur) is the source of this 1341-nucleotide messenger RNA. It is a transcript of the gene ADAT3, whose product is annotated as adenosine deaminase, tRNA-specific 3. Bases 1 to 1041 code for a protein of 346 amino acids. The transcript has a single exon. The record is from RefSeq and is a predicted model, not a curated record. NCBI's taxonomy places the organism in Eukaryota, Metazoa, Chordata, Mammalia, Dermoptera, Cynocephalidae. Gene Ontology annotation, molecular function: tRNA-specific adenosine-34 deaminase activity. Gene Ontology annotation, cellular component: cytoplasm; nucleus.
AUGGAGCCCACCGCAGAGCAGCAAGGGCCCAAGGAGGCCAGGAGCCCGCAGCGAGCGCCGGCACCGUGGCAAGCCCUCCCAGUCCUGUCUGAGCAGCAGUCCGGGGCCGUGGAGCUGGUGCCAGCCUAUGCCGCGCCGGUGCUCGACGCGCGCCAGACCUCGCGCCUGCUCAGGGAGGUGUCAGCCGUCCACCCACUGCCCGCCCAGCCACACCUCAAGCGGGUGCGGCCCCGCUGUGACACCAGCGGCCCGCGUACGCUGGAGAUGCUGCUAUGCCUGGCAGGCCCGGCUGCGGGCACACGCUCAUUGGCCGAGCUCCUCCCGCGGCCGGCUGUGGAUCCCCGUGGCCUGGGUCAGCCCUUCCUGGUGCUCGUGCCCGCCCGGCCGCCCCUGACCAGGGGCCAGUUUGAGGAGGCUCGGGCCCACUGGCCCACAUCCUUCCAUGAGGACAAGCAGGUGACCAGUGCCCUGGCCGGGCAGCUUUUCUCAGCACAGGAGCGGGCUGUGAUGCAGAGCCACAUGGAACAGGCCGUGCAGGCGGCGCAGCAGGCAGCGGCUCGGGGCCUGCGGGCUGUGGGGGCCGUGGUGGUGGAGCCAGCCUCAGGCCAUGUGCUAGCCACGGGCCACGACUGCCGUGGUGCAGCCAGCCCCCUGCUGCAUGCCGUCAUGGUGUGUGUGGACCUCGUGGCCCAGGGCCAGGGCCGGGGUGCCCAUGACCUCAGGCCCCACCCCACCUGCUCCUUUGCCGUGGCCCCCCAGGCCAUCUGGGCGGGCACUGUGCACAAGCUGGACGAGGAUGAGGACGGCCUCCCCUACGUGUGCACUGGCUACGACCUCUACGUCACCCGCGAGCCCUGCGCCAUGUGUGCCAUGGCCCUGGUGCAUUCCCGCAUCCAGCGCGUCUUCUAUGGGGCACCCUCUCCUGAUGGUGCCCUGGGCACCCGCUUCCGCCUCCAUGCCCGGCCUGACCUCAACCACCGUUUCCAGGUAUUCCGAGGCAUCCUCGAAGACCAGUGCCGUUGGCUGGACCCUGACACGUAGGCUAGCCCCUCCUCCUCUGGAACUUUCUCUGCUUCCACGUCUUCCUGGGGCUGUGAUCCUGCCUCAGUUUUAAGGACACUCACCACCUGCCUGUGUGUGCUGGUGCCUUCCAGCCCAGGCCACCAGCAAGCGAAGAGCGCCUGGGCUCAUUUCCAUUUGGAGUGAGCUGUUCCCUGGACUUGACCUCAAUGGGGGUCCAGCCCCCAAGCUGUGGUCUCGUGGUUCUCUGUCAUUGUGUCCCCUUUGUUUCGGGUGUCAGGGAGCAGCUCUGAUAUAUGAAAAUAAACAACCCAAAGCCAA